Messenger RNA from Aureobasidium namibiae CBS 147.97, 1335 nucleotides. Its product is annotated as RIO1-domain-containing protein. Gene Ontology annotation, molecular function: ATP binding; protein serine/threonine kinase activity. The record is from RefSeq and is a predicted model, not a curated record. Bases 1 to 1335 code for a protein of 444 amino acids. The transcript is spliced from 2 exons. Gene Ontology annotation, cellular component: preribosome, small subunit precursor; cytosol; nucleus. Lineage: Eukaryota; Fungi; Ascomycota; Dothideomycetes; Dothideales; Saccotheciaceae. Gene Ontology annotation, biological process: protein phosphorylation; maturation of SSU-rRNA.
AUGAAGUUGGACUCAAGACAGUUGCGCUACCUUACGGCCGAGGACUGGAAGGUCCUGACGGCGGUCGAAAUGGGUAGUAAGAACCACGAACUCGUCCCGACCGUCCUGAUCGCCCAAAUCGCCGGCAAGCACAUUGGUGUCCACAAAAGCAUCGCAACUCUCGCCAAGUCUGGUCUCGUCGCAAAGAUCAAGAACGCAAAAUACGACGGUUACCGCCUGACCUACGGCGGCCUCGACUAUCUCUCCCUCAACUCUCUACGCAGAACAGACACCGUCUUCAGUCUCGGAAACCAGAUCGGUGUCGGCAAAGAAUCAGACAUCUACGUCGUCGCGGACCCCACUGGCAAACAACUCGUCCUCAAGCUUCACAGACUCGGUCGUAUUUCCUUCCGUACCGUAAAGGCCAACCGCGAUUACCUGCGCAACAAGACCACUGGUUCAUGGAUGUAUCUCAGUCGCUUGGCUGCCAUGAAGGAGUACGCCUUUAUGCAAGUCCUCAAGCGCGAAGGCUUCCCCGUCCCCGAACCCAUCGCUCAGAGCAGGCACACCCUCGUCAUGGAACUCAUCGACUCCUUCCCCCUCCGCUCCAUCGACAACGUCUCCAAUCCCCUCAAACUCUACGGCGAACUCAUGGACUUGAUCGUACGCCUCGCAAAAGUCGGCUUGAUUCACGGUGAUUUCAACGAGUUCAACUUGCUCAUCAAGGAGGACCCCGUCACCAAGAAAUCUACUCCUAUCCUCAUCGAUUUCCCUCAGAUGCUCUCCACCACCCACGAGAACGCCAAAUGGUACUUCGAUCGCGAUGUGAACUGCAUCAAGCGUUUCUUCUCCCGCCAAUUCAAAUUCACGUCAGACGAGCCAGGUCCCUUCUUCGAGGACGCCAUCAAGGAUACAGACCAGAACAAGCGUUUGGAUAUUGAAGUGGAGGCCACUGGCUUCAGCAGAAAAAUGGCAAAGGAUCUGGACAGAUUCGUCGAGGCUGUGGGUUUCCAAAACGAAGCCGACGAGGAUACCGCAGAAGUCGCCGAGGACGAGGGCAGUCACGAGGUCGACCAAGAUUACUCGGAAGGAGAAGACGAUGAGGAAGAGGAGGAGGAUGAUGAAGAGGAAGAAGAGACAAAUUCGCAGACUGUUCAAGGAGACCAGAACGAGGACCACCUGGCCGAACAGAACCACACAGAUUCUCUGGACGCAGUAGAACCUGCACCUGCGCUCACGGCUGAGAACCUUGCUAAACAUCUGGAACCGCUCAACUUGCAGGACCAGCAAGAGGAAUACAACGCCACGGUGGAGCAGCAAAAGAAAAAGAAGAAGGCUGCAGGCUGGUCCAUUUAA